CUUGUCGUGUACUAUGUUACUCUAUGGUAAACUCUUUUCGCGACGACGUCACGGGCGCGAUAUUCAGCGAACGAAAGACCACGCGUGCGCGCCACUCUGAUCGGCUACAGAAAGCGCGUCAUUCACAGCGAAGCAGGGAAACCGGCGAACUGCGCUAGAGCUACGCGACGAGAACAAACCGAUUAUUGUCUGGCCACCAGGGCGCCGCGUUCGCGCAAUCCAACUGCGAGCGCGGCCGCGAUCCGGCGCAAAAGACGACGACGUUGCGGCCGUGUAGCCGCCGCGUGUCACCGACUCCGAGCAUCUCCAACUGCGACCGCUCACGAUGAGUCCCAGACGCUCGGAGAAGAGGCGCAUCAAGCGGGCGUACUCGCGCGGACAUGCGGUGUACUCGGGCGAGCAGUUCAAGAGGCUGCCGUUCUACGAAAUCCUGGCCAUACUCCUUCAGCCAACGCGCCUCAAGACCAACGGUAGAGGCAGCACGCACAACACGAGUCUGCCGUUCCAGUUCCUGCCUCAUCACGUGAAUGACAUUUUAAAGUCGCUGACGCGGAACACGGCAUCAAUGUGGACAGAAUUCGGGGCAGAAGUGCACCUUCGGUUCUGUUUGUUCGAUAGGUACGAACAGCAGGACGACAGCUACCCUUACGAUCUGAGACUGGAGGUCAACAAUCAGCCGCUUGCCCUUCCAGAGUCGAUUCCCGUCCAUUCCUCCGGAGGGCUGAGCGGACGAAUACGCCUGCCGAUCAACAUCCUCCCUGCCUGUUAUCUGGAUGCUUCGGUGAAAAACAAGGUUUCGGUGUCCUGGCGGCCCGAACUAGACCGUGAGUACGUCGCCGGUUUGUUCCUCGUUCGGAAGAAGUCGGUAGCGACGAUUCUGCACGAGCUGCGGCAGAGAAGGAUGCAGAGUGCAACCCUGACGAAAGCGUUGGUCAAGAAGAAGGUGCAGCGCCAGGCAAGCUGCGACGAUAUCGCGGUAACCAGUCUUCACAUUUCACUCACGUGCCCCCUGAGCAAGAAGCGAAUGAGCGUUCCAUGUCGCGCAGAGGAAUGCAAGCACCUUCAGUGCUUCGACGCGCCCAGCUACCUGCAGGUCAAUGAGACACGGCCCACCUGGACGUGUCCCGUGUGUGGCAAGCGGGCCCCCUUCUCGUCGCUGGUCGUUGACCAGCUGUUCGUUCGCAUCGUUGCGGAGGCGCCCGGCAACUGCGACAGCGUCGUUUUCCGCGAGGACGGGUCCUGGGCUCCGUCGGCGUCGCAGGAGGAGCUUUCUGACCGCGGAAAUAGCGCCGCCGCAACGCCGUCCUCGUCGACUGCUUCGCGUUCAAAACGACAUUCGGCGUCCCUGUCUAGUGACCAGGUUGGGCGGGCCAGCAAGCGGCGUAAGGAGAAGGUUGUUGACCUUACCGUGGAUGUUAUUGACCUCACUGAGCACAGCAACAGUGAGGAGGCGGACGGUGGCUGUGCUGGCGUGUGCCUUCGCCCAGAACAUGCAAGCGCUGGGCAUGGCCCUGGUGAGACGCUCAGUACUAGUCCACCCACUCUGCUUCCACCCCCUCCGCCCCCACCUCGUAUCAUCUCUGAUGAUGUUUAUUCAGCGCCGGAUUUUGGGGAAACCACAAACGGUGCCGGCAUAAAAUUUGAUCUGCGCAGAAUCAUAUUGUGAAGGGCAUAGUAUAUGUGUUCAUCGUCGGCCUUCUGCUCUGGUGAUGUGGGCGCUACGCGUUACUCUGACUCGUUCCCUUGGCGAUGUUUCCAGGUGCUGCAUCAACAUUGGCGCGCCUCUUGAGAUGCAUUGGCUCGUAUAAUUGUCUCUGUAUUUAAAGUGCCCAUGGAUGUUGACCCGUUUUCGUGUGCGGCAUAUUUUUUUUUUUAAUAUUAAUGUGAAUGGUACAUCCCGUGUGCCGUAUAUAGUAGUUCCAAGCGCGGUUCCAUUCUUUGUAUCAUUUUUUCCCCCCAUAGUUUCGUCGGCUGUGGAUAGUCGUCUUUCGCGUCGAUAAAAUCGAAUUCUGAUAGCAAAAUGAAUCCGGAUUAUUUAUCAGUUCGUUCUAGCAUCGAGCACAUCGAGAAGAGUGUGCUCAGUGCUACAUCUCCAUCACCCUCUCCCCUCGAGUUUGGUUUGAAAUGGGGCAACUGACCGUUUAUUUAACAGAUUGGCUGCGUGUGCCGGCGUACAUGCUUUUGUAAUCGUCCGUUGCCGAAAGAUAAAUCAUCAUUUUGCUGCC
This is a messenger RNA of Dermacentor andersoni, 2225 nucleotides long. RefSeq names its product E3 SUMO-protein ligase PIAS1-like. Gene Ontology annotation, molecular function: zinc ion binding; transcription coregulator activity; SUMO ligase activity. Gene Ontology annotation, biological process: regulation of transcription by RNA polymerase II; protein sumoylation. Lineage: Eukaryota; Metazoa; Arthropoda; Arachnida; Ixodida; Ixodidae. The record is from RefSeq and is a predicted model, not a curated record. Gene Ontology annotation, cellular component: chromatin.